AUGUCUACCACCGCAUUCGAAUGGUUCCCACCACCCACCAUCCAUCUUUCCAAAUUCACUCCGAACACCAUCCCGGGCGUCGACGCUGAAUCAACUCUUUCUCUACAGAACGUUCUCCGAGAUAACCAUGUGAAGUGGCACGUCUUUUUUAAUCGUCUACUAAGGUUUCAUAACCAUAUUACCCACCAUGUUCUUGCAAUUUUUGCCCUUGGGGCGAACAAGAAAACCAUUGAAGCCGUCUAUCAAGAGUAUAUUCCCAUGCAAAGUCCCGCCAUCAAGUCUCCGAAUAACAUAUCCUCGGAGAAUUUUAUUACUCACUUGGGAGAUGAUCAAUAUUACGAGGCGUACAAGACCUUUUUCCGAGAGAACAUCAGAGAAAAAGGAAUCGCGACGGUGCUAGAGGAGUUCGUCUUCUCACCAUCUGCUAAUGUCAACUCUGCUGGGGACAAGCAGCCGGCUAUGCUUAAACGAUUGCUCAGUGGUUUGGUGCAUCCCAUCAUUCACACUGGGUAUGGUCUUGAAUUCGGUUUGCCGGGUAUGAUCGUCGAAGGCCUCGCGCAGGCGGCAGUUCAUCAUGAUCAACUCGAACUGCUCUUCCCUCCUUCCUUCUUCGAACCAGUCGAUACCCUCACAGGGAAGCUUUCCGCCAAUCUCACGUUGGACUCGGACCCGAGUGGCAACACAGAAAUCCAUGCUUUCGAUAUCUUAGCACGGGUUCUAAAGGAUGACACGCUGAAAUUUCCGGAUACUAGCGAUCCCGAAUUUUUCGCAUAUACGCUUCGAGACAACGGAGAGACCCUGCUUGGAUAUGCGAACCAAUGGACGCUCGAUCCCAAGGAUGUGAAUCGUAAGAUCGAAGAAUUGGAGUGGAUGAACACCAUCCUAUACGCCGUUGCUGGUUCUCACCCUGGAAAGAAGUUUUAUGCUGAUUUCUUCUACAUGCAUCUCGUCACCUCGUCGUUGUUUUUAUCCCCUUUCGCUGCAUAUCUCAGUCCUCCUUCACAAGCGCUCCUUCUCCGUAGUUACAUGGCCGUUUCCCUCGCUUGGUGGGUAGCUCGAGGCCGGCCCGGAUUCGACAUACCGAACUUCUUCGAGGCAGCGAUCCAGGAUUCGGAGCCUGCCGCCAGCUCAUCAACCCCAACCUGGAACUUGCCGUCUGCUCCCAAUCCAUGGUUCGCUAUCAUUCAGCAAGCAAUUGUCCACCCGGAUGAUCAUUUAUGUAAAAUCCAGAGAGCGUUUGUGCACUAUGCGACACUUUAUGGGGCACGUCCGCGCGAUGAGCUCGACUUUUCGCAGACGGAACUCGAGGGAGCGGAGAGGCUGGAUGGGACACUCUUUCUGCGCGCGGCGCAAUUGACGGCAAAACAUUUCGAGUAUGAAGGGAAAGGGGAGAAGUAUCCGGCUGCGCAAACUUUGUGGGACUUUAAUUAG
Messenger RNA from Guyanagaster necrorhizus, 1431 nucleotides. RefSeq lists its product as uncharacterized. Bases 1 to 1431 code for a protein of 476 amino acids. The record is from RefSeq and is a predicted model, not a curated record. Gene Ontology annotation, molecular function: oxidoreductase activity. NCBI's taxonomy places the organism in Eukaryota, Fungi, Basidiomycota, Agaricomycetes, Agaricales, Physalacriaceae. The transcript has 5 exons.